Messenger RNA from Penicillium coprophilum, 882 nucleotides. RefSeq names its product Zinc finger C2H2. The record is from RefSeq and is a predicted model, not a curated record. NCBI's taxonomy places the organism in Eukaryota, Fungi, Ascomycota, Eurotiomycetes, Eurotiales, Aspergillaceae. Gene Ontology annotation, cellular component: nucleus. Gene Ontology annotation, molecular function: DNA-binding transcription activator activity, RNA polymerase II-specific; RNA polymerase II cis-regulatory region sequence-specific DNA binding. The transcript is spliced from 2 exons. Gene Ontology annotation, biological process: regulation of transcription by RNA polymerase II. Bases 1 to 882 code for a protein of 293 amino acids.
AUGGAUCUCUCCAACCUUCUGUCUCACGCGGCUGUCAAGCCGAUGUAUACUCCUCUCGAGUCCAGCUACUAUAAGCGCUCGCCGCCUCUGUCGCCGCCAGCCGAAGAGCCCAAGGUCUCAUUGCCUUCAAUCUCAUCUCUCUUUGAGGGUGCCGAUGGUGCUCAGCAAGCAGCUAAGCGCCAACGCCUCUCACCAUCUCUCGGUGAACGCCACAUCCGGGUCCAGUCCUACGAGAUGCCCCCAACACCACCUAUGCGCCCCGGCUCCGGCCACGCUCACCGUCGCGCAUCACCCGUGGAGUCGCUCUCGCACAAGGAAGCCCACCACCAUCUUCACCGUUCCUCAAUCUCCAGCACCAGCUCAAUCCACAUCCCCCGCAACUCAGCACCCUACGCCUCGCCCGCACCAAGCGUCUCAUCCUACACAUCUCCAAUCGACGCUCCUCAACAGCCAAUGUACUAUCCUCGUCCACCAACCGCAUCAUCCUUCCAGCCCUCAACCCCAGCAUCAGCUCCCCAGAUGCCCGCAGUCCAGGUCCAGACGCAGCAGCCUCACCCCCACUCCCACGCCCACUCGUCUCCGGCUCUCAUCUCCCCCGUCACCCCGGCCUGGCAGCACCACCACUACUUCCCGCCCUCGACCUCAGCCCCGUACCAGCAGAACCACGACCGGUAUAUCUGCCGUACCUGCCACAAGGCUUUCUCGCGCCCUUCUUCCUUGCGCAUCCACUCCCACUCGCACACUGGUGAGAAGCCCUUCCGCUGCACGCAUACCGGCUGCGGUAAGGCUUUCUCUGUGCGCAGCAACAUGAAGCGCCAUGAGCGUGGUUGCCACUCUGGUCGCCCGGGCCCUGCUGCUGUCGCCACUGCGCUUGUUGUAUAA